CGUGUGACUUUAGCCACUUCCCCGGUCCGCCAUGUUUUGAUUGAAAUGUCAACGCCAUAGAAUAUGGCUGCUUUUAAAUAAUCAAAAAAAUGCGUUAAAAUGUAUCGCCGUUUCGUGUUUUUCCUAAUUUUAGGUUUUUUUCCUAGUUUAAGAUGUAAUCCUGGCGAACUCGCGUUAAAAAUAAUCAAAAGCACCGAAGAUUCCUACACUCCUGUCCUCUCGGCGGUCGUGGAGGAGAAGGCCGGUGCUAAUUUUUCUCUACUCUGUGAUUUAGUGUCUUCCAAAAGCAACAGCAACUACUAUGACUUUCAAAUCUCCUGGAUUAAGCAAUCGAACGAUUUGAGGUUUUGGCGCGAGCAUGACUCCUCCGACAGCAAAAAAAUGUACUCAAUCCUCAAGCCCAGUGAAAUGAAUAAAGCAAUCAAGCACUUCUACCCCCUCAAGUCGGAGGACAGGGGCAAGUAUUUCUGCGUCAGUCUCAAGUACAACCUGCACAAGAGCGUCGAGGUGGUGGUGCGUGACGACAAGCCCCCCAAGGAGCGGCCGUUCAUCCAAGAAACGAUCUUCUGUAGCGAACAGAUGUUUCAGUGUGCGAAUGGGUUUUGCAUUUUUUAUCACUAUGCGUGCGACGGGAGGCCCGAUUGCACCGACGGCUCGGACGAGAGCGACGAGGUGUGCCAUGGGGACCCCUGCAAAGACAAGCUGCAGUGCGAUGACGGCCGCUGUAUACCGACAAGUUGGUGUUGUGACAGGCAUCAUGACCCCAACUGUACGGUGACAAACCGGCCGAAAUGUUGCCAGGUUUUGUCGGAUUCGUAUGAGGAAUUGGAAUAUGGGUCGGCUUCAGUGACGCAGAGCCAUAAUGGGGCCCGAUAUCUCUUUAUAACGAUAUGUACUCUUUGCAUACUCUUCGUCAUUUUGCUCUUCCUGGUGCUCGCCUCUCGUGUGGUCCUCAUGGCCCGCAAAACCGACAUCGAUCACUCAAGCGUCAAUCAGUCGAACAUCGAAAGCAUCAGUUUACAUAAUCAGACAGCUCUCCUAUCUUGUGAUGUUUUUACAUAUCAAAAUAAUUCGCGUUUACCGCCUUCUAGUAACCAUAUCGUCGACAAUUGUGAUGUUUCCGAUCCCUUGUUGUUCACUGAAGAGGAUCAGCCGCCGUCGUACAUCGACGUUAUUCGUGCUCAAAAUUCCGGAUUGAAUUUAAAUGAACCGCCACCACCUUACACCAGCAGAGAGGUGUUGAACGUUCCAGACGAUAAGAGCGAAACAGAGAACUGAUCACACAUUCCUCCUCUCUGCUGUCUCUUCUUCCUGUUGAUAUUACCGUUUUUCCGUUCUCGUAAUCUCCGGUUUUCCAUCCUGAUUAUCCUAAGUAUUUUUUGUCAUUGAAGUAUUUGUGUUUGUACUAUAUUUUAAUCCAUGUAUAUAGGAAGACUACGUUUUAGGGAGCGAUAUCGAAGCGACAAUACUAGACUGUAUUUUAAACUAGUACAAACUGAUUUUAAUCAAAAUUAUAUAUUUUAGUGAAUAAAAAAUGCAAAAAACGUCACGUUUUUUUAACCCCGUAAUUAGCUUUCAAAGGAUUAAAGCAGAGUGCGCUUUUCAUAAAUUUAAUCAAAAGGGAAGCUUUCAACAAAUUCAUUUCAGAAUUAAUUUAUACGAGUUGAGAAAAAAGUGAUGUAUGGGCCCACCAGUACACGAAUUCCGCGUUGCGUGUCUGCCAACAUUAUUUUAAAAGUCGGAUUCCGUCUUGAAUAUUUUAUUUCCUAACUUUGGAAACUUGUGUGACAGGUUGCGAUUUAUACGUUGUCAAUAAUUCAAGUAUAGUUAUCGUCAACGUAUCGUAACCUUGACUCAUUUUUUUCGUUAAUUUUGUUUUUAAUUGGAUGCUAUAACGAGGUCGCUUCUCUCGAGUCUAAAUUUAUUCUCCACUGACCUCUUCCAGUUGAAAGUUAAAUUAAUGGGGACAGAAGGGUAGGAACGAGCGGGGGAAAAAUGCUGUUUGGGGAUUAAAUCAAGAGAGAUGUUUAGAUACGGAAAAAUGAAUGAGGCGGCAAAUUAUAAUGAAUUUUUUGUUCGGCUGAAAAUUAUUUAUGGGGUCUAUUAUUUAUUAAUUCACAAAUAAUGUUUAUUUAUGAUUGGGAAAUAAAAUCAAAAUUACCCAUUCUGUUUAUCUAUCGUAUAAUAUCAAAUUAUUCGCAAUAAUUUAAUAGUGCGUCCAUUUGUCCGUGACAACAACAGCGUAUUGCUUUAAUUAUCGGGGCUUAAUAUAAUAAACAUGUAGGUGUACAUUGUAAUGAAUCACAAAUGAUACAUUUGUCCACCUAGCCCACAGAAACAACAAUUUUAUUGACCAAUUAUAGAAUUUAUUAUUAGCCAUAUGCAAUUGUAUCUCCUGGGAGCCAAAUCUGUACGCAAAAUUGUACACUUGCUGUCAAAGGUAGUGUCGCUUGGGCCCCUAUUUUUGCAAAUGACUGUACAGAUCUUUAAACAAAAAAGCACAAUGUAAGAAGGUUUUAUACACUAUUCAGUAAUCAUUGUCUAUAGGGCCAUGUUGAAUAUAAUUUUUUUAAUCGUUUGAACCUAUAAUAGCAACAAUUGUUACAAUAAUUGUUGUUAGGAGUUUAAGUCAGAAUUAAAGCCAUGAUUAAAGACAA
Messenger RNA from Tribolium castaneum (red flour beetle), 2657 nucleotides. RefSeq names its product low-density lipoprotein receptor class A domain-containing protein 3. Gene Ontology annotation, molecular function: protein binding. The transcript has 5 exons. Gene Ontology annotation, cellular component: plasma membrane. Bases 100 to 1278 code for a protein of 392 amino acids. NCBI's taxonomy places the organism in Eukaryota, Metazoa, Arthropoda, Insecta, Coleoptera, Tenebrionidae. The record is from RefSeq and is a predicted model, not a curated record.